Messenger RNA from Schistosoma haematobium, 4415 nucleotides. RefSeq lists its product as uncharacterized. The transcript is spliced from 11 exons. Gene Ontology annotation, molecular function: ATP binding; non-membrane spanning protein tyrosine kinase activity; signaling receptor binding. Gene Ontology annotation, biological process: protein phosphorylation; innate immune response; cell surface receptor protein tyrosine kinase signaling pathway. The record is from RefSeq and is a predicted model, not a curated record. Gene Ontology annotation, cellular component: mitochondrial inner membrane; extrinsic component of cytoplasmic side of plasma membrane. Bases 1345 to 2715 code for a protein of 456 amino acids. NCBI's taxonomy places the organism in Eukaryota, Metazoa, Platyhelminthes, Trematoda, Strigeidida, Schistosomatidae.
AUUUAUUUACCGCUACAAGUGGUUAGAAUACCACUUAUAGGACAUUAGCAAAUACCCGAAACAUCAAGAAGUGGGCCCAAAGAAAUCAAACUGCCUAUACAAGUUCGUGACUAAGAUAUUGGAUAUGAGAAGGUUGCCCAAACUGACCUCUAGAUCAUUCUUAAUUCAGGGGUUUUUGGUUUGUAGCGUUAGUGCGGUAUUUUCUUCUGACCUGUCUCAUUGCGCGCACAAUGCUCGCCACUGCAACAUGGUUGUGUCGUAGCCAUCAUGUCUCGAAACUGGCUAACCAACUACACCGCUCAACACCUUUCGUUAAACCGUCUAUAUCAAAUCAUUCUGUUCGAUUGUUUCGCACAUUUCCAGUAGUUAAUAGUUCUAUACGUAGGCGUGUGGGGCGUAUCAAUCUAAAAUCAGGAGCUACGGAGUUUGAACAUUCCCUCAAUUUCAGUAAAACUCGAGCUUUAGUGGGUGCUGCAGCUGCAAUUAGUAUUGGUGGUCUUUGUCUUUAUGGUUUAGCUGGCAAAGAUAGUUCACUCUCAGCUUUUGAUCGUUCAGUUGCUUGGCCGGAUUACGUUAAACAGCGUAUUCGAGCGACGUAUGGCUAUUUACUAGCCAGUGCUACAAUUGCAGCUGGUUCAACUAUCGCAUUGUUUCAGUCUCCUACUAUGUGUCGUUUGAUGCUAAGUGGUGGGUGGCUUGCUCCUAUUGGAAUGGCGGUAUUGAGUAUAGCUACAGGAGUUAUUUGUCAGUCACUUACAUAUCCACAAUCGGGUCUAAGUGUUAAGCAUUUAGCAUGGGUUGCAUAUUCUGUGAGUUUAGGCGGUAUCCUGAUGCCUAUAUGCUUAGUUGGCGGACCCAUUCUUAUUCAGGCUGCUUUGUAUACCGGAGGUAUAGUGGGUUCCUUGUCACUGGUUGCAGUGACAGCACCAUCAGACCGUUUCAUCAACUGGGGUGGUCCUUUGGCGAUUGGUUUAGGAGUUGUUUUUGUGUCAUCUGUCGGUUCCAUGUUUCUAUCUCCUGUAAGUCGUUUGGGAUCUGGUUUAGCGUCUAUCAGUCUUUACGGCGGCCUUCUUCUGUUUUCUGGAUUCCUACUUUACGAUACACAACAUGUGAUAAGACGGGCAGAAUCUCAUCCACCUCCGAAUUUCUAUUUACCAACUAACAAAGGAUUUCAGAAUCCAGAAGUAUUAAAACCAUUUGACCCCAUCAACAAUUCCAUUCGAAUUUUAUUGGAUGCUGUGAACAUAUUUGUUCGCAUAGCAGUAAUGUUAUCUGGUGGUGGCCAACGUAAGAAAUGAAGUUCAUUUACUAUCUUAUUCUCACCAAACAACGAACUACAUUUCUAUGUUUUAUGACAUUAAAAUUUAUUUGAUUUAUCAAGUGCUUGUGUUAAUCAUCAAAUCGAAUAAAUGUCAUUCGUGUUUUAGCGUUGAUUCAGAUUGGUGGCUUGUACAGAACUUAAGUUCCGGUAGGAAAGGAUAUGUUCCAAGCUCGUUUGUUGCGAGAAAAGGAUCAGUUGAAGCUGAAGAAUGGUUUAUGCCCAAGUUGUCACGUAAGGACUCCGAAAGACUACUACUACUGGAGGGCAAUGCGCAAGGCGUGUUUUUAGUACGUGAAAGUGAAACCAGCCAAGGUUCCCUAACAUUAUCUGUACGAGAUGAAGAACGUGGAUUAUCCGGUAUUAUGAAUACAGUGAAACAUUAUCGUAUCAAACAUCCAGAUUAUCGCUAUUAUUAUAUUACAACCAAGUGUAGUUUUUCUAGUCUUCAAGAAUUAAUACAAUUUUACUCAAUUGAUUCACAUGGUUUAUGUUGUAAACUUACAAGGGCAUGUCUAUGUCCACCACCAAUAACCUCAGAUUUAUCAGUUAAAACAAAAGAUCAUUGGGAAAUAUCUAAAUCUUCAAUUGUUUUGACUGAAAAACUUGGAGCUGGACAAUUUGGUGAAGUGUGGAAAGGUACAUGGAAUGGCACUACAGAAGUUGCUGUAAAAACUUUAAAACAAGGUACAAUGACUAGAGAGGAUUUUCUAAAAGAAGCUCGUAUUAUGCGUGCAGCUCAACACCCGAAAUUAGUUCGAUUAUAUGCUGUAUGCACAGAAGAUCCUAUUUAUAUUGUUACUGAAUUAAUGUGUAAUGGUAGUCUACUACAAUAUCUUCGUGAUGGACCUGGAAAAAAUUUACUGAUUAAUCAGUUGGUUGAUAUGAUGGCUCAGAUUGCUAAUGGAAUGGCUUAUUUGGAAAAAGAGCACUAUAUUCAUCGUGAUUUAGCCGCACGUAAUAUUUUAGUUGGAGAAAAUAAUUGUGUUAAAGUAGCUGAUUUUGGUUUAGCUCGUAUGGUGGAAGAUCACUACUCUACAUAUAUGGCUCAGAAAAGUACAAAAUUCCCAAUUAAAUGGACAGCACCAGAGGCUGCAUUAAUGGGUCGUUUUACAAUAAAAUCAGAUGUCUGGUCAUUUGGUAUUGUUAUUUAUGAAUUAAUUACACUAGGCCAAGUUCCUUAUCCAUCAAUGAAUAACACAGAGACAUUGCAUCAAGUUAGUACUGGUUAUCGUAUGCCACGUCCAGUGAAUUGUCCACAACCAAUAUAUGAUAUGUUAUUACGGAUAUGGGAUAGCUGUCCAGAAAAACGUCCUACAUUCUCAGUUCUAUUUGAAUUUUUGAAGAUUAUUUUGUCACAUCUGAUACUAAUUAUAAACAUGCUAAUUCAGCAUUAACUGGUUUUAGUGCUUCCAUCACAACUGUUAAUAAUAAUGAUAUUAGUCUACAUCAACCAGCCAAAUCAAUACCACUUGACACAACAAGUUCAUCUAGCACAACGUCGAUCAAUAUCGACGGUACUCAUUCCGCUAUAUCGAAAUGUUGUAGUGGACGUCUAUUAUCAAGAGAUAAAUUACUGCGCCAAAGUACUCAUUAAUUGAACAAGUAUUUGAUUGAAUUUAGUUUUUAGUUCUUGUUUGGUUGUGCAGUUUAUUUCCAUGUUAUUGAUUGAUGAAUUAUUGAAACUAUCUACCUGAAUGUAAUCAGAUUAUUAUUCUUUUUUUUUUGCUCAUCUUUACUUUAUUUUUAAAAAACAAAAGAAAAAUGGAAAUUUAUGUUUAAUGUUGUUCAAAUAAUUACCGGAUGAAUUAUUCCCCAUUUUAAUUUAUUUAAAUAUAGUUGUAUUAUUCAUUUAUAAUGCAUUUAAUAGAGAUGAUAAUAAGAACAAUUUCAUUUCACAUUAAUGAUGAUGAUUAUUAUUAUUGUCAAAAUCAAACAUUGAGGCAUUGAAAUGUGAAAUGUCUAUUUAAUUAUUGAAAUAUCUAUUGUGAUUGUGAUUAAUUUUGCAUUUUAUUUAAUUAACUAACAUACUCGAAGUAUUGCAUUUACAAAUAAUCUGUAUUGUAAAUAUAUCAAUACAACCAACCAACAAGCAUCGCCAUAACUCAGGGUGUUUUAAACAAAGCAUUUUUGUGUUUUUUUCUCUCUCCCAUUAAUGAUAGAUUAUUUUUUAUUAUCUCCACUUAUCUUUAAUGUAUUUCUCUUCUCAAUUGUAUUCCUUCAUUUACUUAAUUUCAUUCAUUUCUCCUAUUUAUGAUUUGUAAAUUUAUAUCAUAAUCUUAAUUCCUAUGGUGAUUGUGUUGUGUAUGUGGCUUUUCACCGACUUAUUAUGCAGUUCACUGAUUCAUUCCUUUUGUUUUAUUAAAAUUCUUCUGUUUUCUGAAAUGUAUUUCAAAUUAUAUAAUAAUAAUAAUAAGAAGAAGAAGGUGAAGAAGAACAUUAGCUCAUAAAUUUCACGUAGUUGUUUGUAUUCGUCAUGUGUUGCGGAUGACUUGUUCAAGCAUUCUUGACUCUAACUUAAUAUAUGGUGGGUUAUAUUUUUAACAUUGAGUUUAGUUUACUAAUUUACUUGAAUAAUGAAUGAUCCAAUCCAACUCAUUAAUUUACUUCUUUCCUACCCCUUCCCUCCAAAGAAUAAUUGUAUAUUUUCAAAAUCGAAAGCAUUUAUUGCUUCCUUUACACCUUUGUUAUUCUUUUAUUUUGGAUACAGGAAUAACUGCAAGUGUAUAUAUAUACACAUGUGUGUGAAAUUUUCCUCUUUAUCCUUUCGAAUCAACUAUAUUAUUAUUAUUACUGACUUAUCUGUCCAUCCUAGGCUAAUAAUUUUGUUCGUAACGAUUCCAAAUUAUUAUAACUUGUCUAUGUUUAAUGGUUUUAUUGUGAUAAUUGUUUUUUGCUUUGCUGUUAUAAGUAAGAUACGUGUAAUCAAUUAGUCGGUUUGUAAGAAUGAAUUUCCCGAUACGAUAUGUAUGUGUGGUUUUGAUAUCAGUUUAAUAAAUCUCUGUCUGUAUGACAUUCAUUUGAACAAUGUCUUGUUUAGUUUUCAUUAGUAAACCGGUUAUCAGCGCUCUGCUUUGUGACCAUAACUUGUUAAGUU